GGUUGGGACUGAUAGGGAGGUUUAGGGAGAGGAGAAGGUGGGAAGGUGUCUGUGAAGGAAGAGAGAAUAUUUCGCUGAUUUGGUGCUCAAGCCUUCUGAAGUAUCCCCGAAUUUGUUAUAACGGCUUUAUAGUCCCUAUUAUACUAAUUUUAAAUAUCAUUAAAUUCUUUAAACUUUUGAAAUAAACCUGAAAAUCUUAGAAGUCGAUCACUGAUUUCUUUGAAAAUUUAAACACAUCACUUAGGUUGUUUUAUAUCUUGAAAUUUUAUCACAUAUCAUUAAAAUAUAUAAUCAAAGAUUAAGCCAUAAAGCUUAGUCCCAUUGCAUUGGUUAGGUCACAGUGCAUAUAAAAAGUCAGUAAUACCUAAUUAGAAGCAUCCCUAGCUAGUCUGAAGACUUUGUCCAAACAUGCCAAUGGUGGUGAAUCCAACCACCGUUUUGAAGAGUUCAUGUCUGACAGCAAGAUCCUCGACUCAUAAACUAGUUAUCACGGUGAUAUUAGGCUUACAACAUUUAUUGAUGGGAUUUGGGAAUUCUUAAGACAAAGUUUCAGAACUUUGGUCGGGAAAAUCUUCAGAGAUCUUGCUUUAAAAGGAAAAUUUUAACCCAAAAUUAAUAAAUAUUAAAAUUAACAAGAUGGAAGACGAGAAAUACAGUGAAUAUAAGAGAAAGAGCACGAAUAGAGAGAUUGACUCAUCCAGGAAGCAUCCAAACUCCGGAGAGUGCAAAAUUACACCUUUAAACCUAUCAAAGUUCCCAGAUAAAGAAGAGAGAAAGGAAUUAGCUGAUAGGCUGAAACUUAAUGAACAUCAACUCUUCAUUGAAUGCCUGAAAACUUAUGGGAAAGACUGGCAAAAACUCGAGAAAUCGAUACCUAGUAGAACGAGUUACCAAAUUCGGAACCAUGCUAAGAAGUUCUUUGAGAUGAUCAAGAAGCAGUAUGGGGCUGAAGACCCAGUAGACUUCUUCCUCAAGAAUCGCCCCUUGAAUAUAAAAAUCGAGAGCUUAAUCAAGCCAGAGAGUCUGGAGAGAUCCCAAUUUCCCACUGGGUCUACAUACAUCAAAGGCAAGGAUAACUUCACUAAAAUGGAGCCACUGAUCCCAAAGGCAAAGAAGAGUAAAAUCAGAAGUGUCGAGGAAAGUUUCAGAAUGAAGCUCAAAAGAUCGAGCAAUGAAGUCUCCUUUAACAGGUCCUCUGAAGAGAUGGAACAUCCUUCCAAAAAGUUCUUCAUUGAUCGGUGAGGAAACCCUCAUGAAGUCAGCACAUCAGCAAUGUCGACGCAUAUUGACUUAAAAUAAAGGGGAGCUUAACGUCAAAGGCAACGAGAUAAUCACCUUAGUGCCCUGAGAAGUAGAAACCAUCUGGGAAAGAGAUGGAACUGAGAAAAUAGUGUUUAACUCCAAAGUUCCAGUGAAAGUGAUCAUCUCCCAACUACACGUGGAUAAGCACAUGGUGUACGAUAUCCAGAAAAGGAUGUUCUUCCCUCUAUCAGAAUACUCACAGCUCGAUCUCAGGAUGUACUCUGAUUGCUCUCAAAGCGAGAAUACGCUAUACCAACAAAUGAUGGAUAUGGUAGAGAAAAAUUAUUGUCUAAGAGAAAUUAGACCAUAUUGAGGAAAUAGCUCAGAACGAAGAAUGUCAUCUCUCAACAGUAGCGGGAGGAACAUGAUUGUUGAUGCCAAUGGGAGCUUUCAGUCAUCUUCCUCUCCCAAUAGGAUUGACCAAGACCAGAAUGGGCAAAAUAGUGGGAACAAUUCUCAUCCUGUAUUUCAUAAUCAGUGCAAUGAAGACUUUUUCUACAGAGAAGAGAGUACAUAA
Messenger RNA from Moneuplotes crassus, 1819 nucleotides. The record is from the annotation of a GenBank genome assembly. NCBI's taxonomy places the organism in Eukaryota, Ciliophora, Spirotrichea, Euplotida, Euplotidae.